AUUUUUACGCAUUUCACGUACAGAAAUUAUUAACGUUGUUCAUCCGGUUGUGUACAUCAACAAAUAUGCAAGCACGUAUUGAUUUGUCAUUUUAUUUUGUGUAGCUAUCAAAUACAGCGGUUCUGAAUUAAUAGCUCAAAAUUAAUUGAGCAUUUUAUCUGAUCACACUAUAUUCCUGUAAAAGUUGCGGAACACCGUGUGCUCCAAUCAGGCGGCGCUAGGACGACGUGCCAAAGAGUUAGCCGGGUAGCUGUAGCUACCCGAUGUGUACGCGGUGGAUGUGAUUUAUGAGAUAGAAUUAAAAUCCAAAAUAUAUACAUUUUUAUUUUACGUUAGCCAUCCAGGUAAAUAAAUUAUGCCCAGCAAAAAGAAGAAAUACAACGCCAGAUUCCCUCCGGCAAGGAUAAAGAAGAUUAUGCAGACAGAUGAAGAAAUAGGCAAAGUGGCUGCAGCAGUACCUGUUAUCAUUUCGAGAGCCCUGGAGCUUUUUUUGGAAUCAUUGCUGACAAAGGCCUGUCAAGUCACCCAGUCUAGGAAUGCAAAGACAAUGACAACAUCACAUCUAAAGCAGUGCAUCGAGCUGGAGCAACAGUUUGAUUUCUUAAAAGACCUGGUGGCAACAGUGCCGGACAUGCAGGGUGAUGGGGAAGAGAACCACACUGAGGGGGGAGCUGAAAAAAUCCCUCGCAGGGGUCGAAAACCAGGAUCCGGACGCAAGAAUGGUGGGGCCAGCUCCAAAGCCAAGGACAAGAAGUUGUCUGGCACAGAGUCGGAGCAAGAGGAUGACUCUGAAGACAGCGAAACAGACGGGGACGAAGAGGAUGGCUCUCAGUCAAGCACAAAUCUACAGGCAGCAUCCAGGUUCCACAGCUCGAAUGUGCAACCCCAGUUCAUGCACAUGGGAAACAUGGUCUCAAUGGGCAGCAUGGCUCCAGCACAGCCCCAGGGUGCCAUGGCCUUUGCCCCCCACCCUUCAAUGAUGAGCAUCGCACCGCCCCCCCCAGCCCCCAUGCCAAACAAAAACGAGGAUGAUGAUGAUGACUAUGACUAUGACUAUGAUUCUUAGCUCCUCCUUGUAUCUUCCUCCUUUCUCUCUUUCUCUAUCUCUCUCGCUCUCUCUCUCUCUC
Monopterus albus (swamp eel) is the source of this 1127-nucleotide messenger RNA. RefSeq names its product DR1-associated protein 1 (negative cofactor 2 alpha) (gene drap1). Bases 356 to 1066 code for a protein of 236 amino acids. The record is from RefSeq and is a predicted model, not a curated record. Gene Ontology annotation, cellular component: negative cofactor 2 complex; nucleus. Gene Ontology annotation, biological process: transcription by RNA polymerase II. Gene Ontology annotation, molecular function: RNA polymerase II general transcription initiation factor activity; core promoter sequence-specific DNA binding; protein heterodimerization activity. NCBI's taxonomy places the organism in Eukaryota, Metazoa, Chordata, Actinopteri, Synbranchiformes, Synbranchidae. The transcript is spliced from 7 exons.